Phaeodactylum tricornutum CCAP 1055/1 is the source of this 1571-nucleotide messenger RNA. RefSeq lists its product with no specific name. The coding region runs from base 82 to 1437 and encodes 451 amino acids. Gene Ontology annotation, molecular function: ATP binding; ATP hydrolysis activity; DNA helicase activity. NCBI's taxonomy places the organism in Eukaryota, Bacillariophyta, Bacillariophyceae, Surirellales, Neidiaceae. Gene Ontology annotation, cellular component: NuA4 histone acetyltransferase complex; R2TP complex; Ino80 complex. The record is from RefSeq and is a predicted model, not a curated record. The transcript is spliced from 4 exons. Gene Ontology annotation, biological process: chromatin remodeling; regulation of transcription by RNA polymerase II; box C/D snoRNP assembly.
ACCUGUAAACCUGCCGCCUCCUUGUCACACACACAUACAUACAUCCAUUUAUAAAUCCAUCCAUCCAUCCAUCCUUUCAACAUGAGCGCUUCCGAAAUUCAAUUCCAGAGCACGACCAAAGAUACGGCGCAACUCGAGCGCAUCGGAGCACACUCGCAUAUUCGCGGUUUGGGUCUCAAUGAGCUCCUAGAACCCGUGGAUACUUCCACACACAAUAUGGUGGGCCAGGAAAAGGCAAGACGAGCCAUGGGAGUUGUUCUCAAAAUGAUUCGAGCAGGGAAGAUUGGUGGACGCUCCGUAUUGUUGGCGGGCCCGCCCAGUACGGGCAAAACGGCCUUGGCCAUGGCCUUGUCGCAGGAACUCGGAACGGAUGUCCCCUUUACCAAUCUCUCCGCCUCGCAAGUCUUUUCACUCGAACUCAGCAAGACCGAGGCCUUGACGCAGGCUGUCCGAAGAUCCAUGGGUGUACGCAUUAAUGAAGAGACGGAAAUCAUCGAAGUAGCAUUAGCAAACAAGGACUCACCAAAUCGGAUGGAAACAAUUUACGAUUUGGGCAGUAAAAUGAUUGACAUGCUGCGAUCCGAAAAAGUGUCGGCCGGAGACGUUAUUCGUAUCGACAAGGCGUCGGGGAAAAUUAGCAAGCUUGGACGGAGCUUCAGCCGCUCCCGUGACUACGAUGCCGUCAGCAGCACCACCAAAUUUGUCCAGACGCCGGAAGGAGAACUACAGAAACGCAAACAGGUUACCCACGUCGUCAGUCUACACGAAAUUGACGUUAUCAAUUCACGACAGCAGGGCUUUAUGGCACUCUUUGCCGGAGAUACGGGAGAAAUACGUCAAGAAAUACGGGAUCAGAUUGACGCCAAGGUGGCCGAAUGGCGAGAGGAAGGACGCGCUACGCUGGUCCCCGGAGUCCUCUUUAUUGACGAAGUCCACAUGCUGGAUAUGGAGUGCUUUUCCUUUUUGAACCGCGCCCUGGAAUCGGAAAUGGCCCCGGUUUUGGUGAUUGCCACCAACCGCGGCCUUUCCAAAAUUCGCGGCAGUCAGUACGUGAGUCCACACGGCAUUCCCGUCGACUUGCUGGAUCGACUCAUGAUUGUCGCCACCGAACCGUACGACGUAGCCGAGAUUCGGCAAAUUUUGUCGGUCCGUGUGCAAGAGGAAGAAGUCGACAUGGAUCCGACCGCAUUGGAACUGCUUACGCGAAUUGCGUCGGAAACGAGCCUACGGUACGCGAUUCAUUUGAUUAUCACCUCGCAACUGACUGCAACCAAGCGCAAAAGCAAAGUCGUCGAAUUGGCCGACAUUGAACGCGUCUACUCUCUCUUUGUCGACAUUAAACGUUCCACCAAGCUCUUAAUGGAGUAUCAGAAGGAAUUCAUGUACAAUGACAAUCGCCAAAGCCGGAAACAGUUGGCGAAGCUAGCACUUGGAUAGUUCCAACCCCUGUUCAGAAAAAGUGAUGAUCGAUUCUGCAAACAGAAAGCGAAAAUAGUCGAACAUUUCUUCGUUUUGUCUUUCGAACGUCCUAUCUGUUCUAUUUACUGUGAGCUCUGUCUUUUACGCGCAAA